AUGUGCAAAACAAAAUACUCAGGUCCUGAUAGGAGAAUAUUCUUGCCGGAGGGUCUUUUGGACCGGUCGGAGGUGCCUGAGUACCUUAACGGAGAGGUCCCUGGAGACUAUGGUUAUGAUCCUUUUGGUUUGAGCAAGAAGCCGGAAAACUUCAGCAAAUACCAAGCAUAUGAGCUCAUUCAUGCUCGCUGGGCAAUGCUCGGAGCUGCAGGCUUCAUCAUCCCUGAAGCCUUCAACAAAUUCGGCGCUAACUGUGGUCCUGAGGCUGUCUGGUUCAAGACUGGCGCACUUCUCUUAGAUGGGAACACAUUGAACUACUUCGGAAAGAACAUCCCCAUCAACCUUAUCCUCGCGGUGGUCGCUGAGGUCGUGCUCGUCGGAGGUGCUGAGUACUACAGAAUUAUCAAUGGAUUGGAUUUGGAGGACAAGCUUCAUCCCGGAGGCCCAUUCGACCCGUUAGGGCUCGCCAACGACCCCGACCAAGCUGCGAUCCUCAAGGUGAAGGAGAUCAAGAAUGGGCGACUGGCCAUGUUUGCGAUGCUAGGAUUCUUCUUGCAGGCCUAUGUCACAGGAGAAGGCCCUGUGGAGAACCUCACAUCUCACCUCAGCGACCCCUUCGGAAACAAUCUGCUCACCGUACUCUCCAGUGGAGCUGAGAGAGUUCCUACUUUGUAAACUUCCUCUGAAUUGAAUUGAACUGUUGUUUUUUAGAGACCCAUGUGUUGUAAAUUAUAAUGAGAAGAUUAAAGGCUAUGAUUCGUGUAACGGUUUUCUGGAUUAAGGUGUUAUCAGUCUGAGAAAUUGUUUGUUUUAUUA
Asparagus officinalis (garden asparagus) is the source of this 816-nucleotide messenger RNA. RefSeq names its product chlorophyll a-b binding protein CP26, chloroplastic. The record is from RefSeq and is a predicted model, not a curated record. Gene Ontology annotation, cellular component: plastoglobule; chloroplast thylakoid membrane. The coding region runs from base 1 to 675 and encodes 224 amino acids. Gene Ontology annotation, biological process: response to light stimulus; photosynthesis, light harvesting in photosystem I. The transcript has 5 exons. NCBI's taxonomy places the organism in Eukaryota, Viridiplantae, Streptophyta, Magnoliopsida, Asparagales, Asparagaceae.